This is a messenger RNA of Saccostrea cuccullata (small rock oyster), 965 nucleotides long. RefSeq names its product peroxisome assembly protein 26-like. Gene Ontology annotation, molecular function: protein-containing complex binding; ATPase binding. Bases 41 to 889 code for a protein of 282 amino acids. Gene Ontology annotation, biological process: protein import into peroxisome matrix; protein import into peroxisome membrane. The record is from RefSeq and is a predicted model, not a curated record. Gene Ontology annotation, cellular component: peroxisomal membrane; peroxisome. NCBI's taxonomy places the organism in Eukaryota, Metazoa, Mollusca, Bivalvia, Ostreida, Ostreidae. The transcript is spliced from 6 exons.
UUCAUUCUUGUCGUUUCAAGCUUAGUCACAUGAUCAAAACAUGGCCUCCAUGGAAGUCCGUCAUCCACAAGAAAAUUAUCAGACAGGAUUUUCACCCGAUCAAGCGACCCUCAAGCAAUAUUUAGAAAAUGCAACAGAUGCUUUACUAUUCAAAAACUUUGAUGCAUGCAUUGAAAACUGUGAAAACGGACUAAGUCGUGUAAAAUUGUGUACGGAACUGGAGAAUUUCAGUGCUAAGGAGUACAUAGAGCGACUCUGUGUUCUGGCUGUGCAGGCUCACGCUGAGAGAAACACAUGGCAGGAAGUGCUGCCAUUUGUUCAGAAAGUUUACGGUGACAUAGAACAUUCCCCUGCAGCAGUGCUACAGCUAUGCUUACUGCUGUAUGCCAAACUUCAAGAUUACCCACAAUGCCAGGCUCUGGCCAACAUUUGGCUUCGUAACCAAGACAACUUCACAGAUCCUGAGUACCCACAUAUUGUUGACAUUUACGUGCAGCAUGCUAUGUUUCCACGGAAACUUCACAGUCUAGUCCCAGCAUUCCUGGAUACUUGUCAUGGAUUGAGUGCUUCUCAAAAACAACAAAUGAUACAGCAGUAUGCCAUUUCCAUUGAAAAUGAAUUGAAGAGUAGCAGUGAAGAAGGUUCAAAAGGUACAACAUCACCUGAUAGAAAUGUUGUCAGAGAAGAUGAAAGUGGUGAGCCAGAGGGAGUGUGGGCCUACAUAAAGAGACUGAGCCUGCUGUUGUUCCAGAGAAUGAAGCCCUACAGUCUGUCGGCCAUUAUCUCCCUCGCAGUCAUUCUUCUGGCAUUUUUAUCUCUCCGAUUUAACAAAGGUCCUUUUUCUAGGAUUCAGAGUGCAGUCCUACUGUUGUGGCAACGAUUAGUCUGAACAGCCUAAAAUGAGAGCUAAUUGGCCGAACUUGGCUAAAUGUACUGCUAGAAAAAUUAAUUAUCAAAAACUUAAA